UAAAAUAAAUUAAUUACUGAUAAUGAGUCACAUUCAUACAAAGAGAUGAGAUGAGAAAAAUCCCAAAGAAGGAAGAGAACCUUAUUACUAACCUUACAUUACAUAAUUCUGAAAUUGAUGUUUCUUUGUUUGUUUAUUAGUAACCCAUUUUUAUGAGUUGUAAGGUAUCUAUUACCUACCACUGAUAACUCCACCCCUUCUUCUUCUUCUUUUUUCCGAAUUAUCAUAUAUCACACAAAAAAAUAUGUUUUUUUUUUUUUUUUUUUUUGCAUUAGAUAGUUCCAUUCUAUCUUAGAUUCAUUCACAUUUUCCACACCCCACGUAAACAAUUUUCACCUAUUUAGAUAUUCUUGUUUUUUCUAACAACUUCCUAGAUUUGGGCUGUCAAAAAGAUCUAACCUUUAUGUUUUGUUCUUUUGUUUGUCUCUCUUCACUUAUGACAAAGUUGUUUCUGAGAUCUGGGUUUUGAAGGUUUCACUAAAGGUCAAUUAUUAUCAAGGUUUGUUUUUGAAAAAUGGGUUCUAAUCUGAAUGCUGAAUUAUCAAAGAAAACUUCUUUUUUUGGUAUAAAGGUUUGGGAAAUUAUUGCAAUUGUAGUUGGUUUGUCAAUUAUAGUUAUUCUCACUGUGUUAUCAAUUUGCCUUACUUCAAGAAAGAAAUCUAGAAAAGCUAGAAAUGAGAUUCCUGUUACUGAGAUACCAAAUGUGUCAAAGGAAAUCAAGGAAGUUAGGGUUGAACAAGUAUCAACAAAUGGAUUUACGCCUCGUGACGGAAUACUUUUAACCAUUCAUGAUAAAUCCAGUGACAAGGAAUCAGACAAAGUUAUGGUUCAUUUAGGUUUAGGGAAGAAGGUGAAGAAUGGUGAUAGCAGUAGUCAUUCAGAUUCAUUUCAUCAAUACAUGGAGAGAGAUGGGGGUGGAGGGUCACAUUCGCAAUCAGGUGAAGAAGGUAGUUCGGGAACGGUUACUGUGUACAAACACUCUUCGGCUUCAUACCCUUUAACAGCUCCUUCGCCUUUAUCUGGCCUUCCGGAAUUCUCUCACUUAGGUUGGGGCCAUUGGUUUACUUUGAGGGAUCUUGAACUUGCUACAAACCGGUUUGCGAAAGAAAAUGUACUUGGUGAAGGUGGUUAUGGAGUGGUUUAUAAGGGACAGUUGAUCAAUGGAAGUCCAGUUGCAGUUAAAAAGAUACUCAAUAAUAUCGGUCAAGCAGAGAAAGAAUUUAGAGUGGAAGUUGAAGCUAUUGGUCAUGUCAGACACAAAAACUUGGUUCGACUUUUGGGGUUCUGCGUCGAGGGAACUCACAGGAUUUUAGUCUAUGAGUAUGUCAAUAAUGGAAACUUAGAGCAAUGGCUUCAUGGAGCCAUGCGUCACCAUGGCUAUCUUACGUGGGAAGCACGCAUCAAGAUUCUCCUUGGCACAGCCAAAGCGCUUGCGUAUUUGCACGAAGCAAUUGAGCCAAAGGUGGUACACCGAGAUAUCAAGUCAAGCAACAUAUUAAUUGACGAUGAUUUCAAUGCUAAGGUUUCUGAUUUUGGUCUGGCCAAAUUACUGGGUGCUGGGAAGAGUCACGUCACAACUCGAGUUAUGGGAACCUUUGGAUACGUGGCUCCUGAAUAUGCAAACACUGGCCUUCUAAAUGAGAAGAGUGAUGUUUAUAGCUUUGGUGUUUUGCUAUUGGAAGGAAUCACUGGAAGGGAUCCAGUUGAUUAUGGUCGUCCGACAAAUGAAGUGAAUCUAGUUGAUUGGCUGAAAAUGAUGGUUGGAAAUAGGAGAUCAGAAGAAGUGGUUGACCCAAACAUUGAGGUGAAGCCAUCAACCAGAGCUUUGAAAAGGGCUCUCUUAACUGCUUUAAGAUGUGUGGAUCCAGAUUCUGAGAAAAGACCCAAGAUGAGCCAGGUUGUACGUAUGCUGGAGUCAGAGGAAUACCCUUUAGCAAGAGAGGAUCGAAGGCACAGGAGAAGAAAUCAAGGGGGUAGUGCAGAAAUUGACUCCCAGAGGGAAUUUUCGGACACAGACAGGAGUGAGAUUCAGAGUUCUAGAGAAGAGAGCAGAGGGUAACGGCACACACGACUCAAAGGCGGAUUCUUUUCGAGAAUCAAUGGUUUUUACUGGGAUGUAUAAAGUGGUAGUUUUUGUUUUUUCGAGUAGCAUUUUAGAUUCUUGUUUUUCCCUUUUAUAUGCUUGGGUUUUUGUUUUGGUCUGUCCUAUUGUUUGUGUAUGAAAGGGGGGCUGGUAUUGGUAAGAUAAAAACCCAAUCAACUGGGUGUGUACAUAAUCGGAUUUCUUCUUAAAUUUCCAUUAUUUGUUCCAUAUA
Medicago truncatula (barrel medic) is the source of this 2315-nucleotide messenger RNA. RefSeq names its product probable receptor-like protein kinase At5g18500. The coding region runs from base 515 to 2059 and encodes 514 amino acids. Gene Ontology annotation, molecular function: ATP binding; protein kinase activity. Gene Ontology annotation, biological process: protein phosphorylation. The transcript is spliced from 8 exons. NCBI's taxonomy places the organism in Eukaryota, Viridiplantae, Streptophyta, Magnoliopsida, Fabales, Fabaceae. The record is from RefSeq and is a predicted model, not a curated record.